UAACCUCGCCCUCGUCCCCUUUGUCACCCUCACCCUUAACCUCGCCCUCGUCCCAUUCCUCAUCCCUGCUUGGCACCCGGCAGCCCCUCCGCAAGGGGGCUUCUUGCACUUCCUGCUGCUGGUAGCUCCAAGCAGGGCCAUGCCGUGGCUUCUCAGCAAGAAGCGACGGCAGUCACCAUCCAGCACCACCAGUGGGCAGCCCUGGGCUGCCACCAGCUCCACCAGCGCCUCCGAGCUCAGGGAGGAGGGGCUGGGCAGGCUGCACCGCGCGGCCGCCCGCGGCGACCUGGCCUGGCUGAGGCGCUGGCGCUGGUAUGUGAAGGUAGUCGGCAUCGACAGGCGAGACCAGGAGAUGCGGACACCUCUGCAUCUCGCUUCGGCAAAUGGCCAUGCAGAUGUCCUUAGAUAUCUGCUAAGAAAGAACAGCCAGCCGAAUCUCGCUGACAACUUGAAGAGAACGGCACUGAUGAAGGCAGUACAGCAGGAGCAGGAAGAAUGUGUUGCUAUUCUGCUGGAACACGGUGCCGACCCGAAUCUGGCAGACGCUGGCGGCAACACUGCCCUUCACCUGGCUGUCCUAUCUAAAAAUACAGCUGUAGCAGGGCUGUUACUCGAGCAUAAUGCCAAUAGUGAUGCUCAGAACCAGAUGGGAUUUACUCCCUUAAAACUUGCAGCCCUCCUACAGCAUGAGGAGAUUCUGGAGUGCCUUCUGGAAAAAGCAGCUGACAGGCAUGCUCAAGCCCAGUGUGAAAGGACUGCUUUUGUGGUUACUGGAACCCAUGAGGCUCACCUAGAGGAAGAUAAUCUGCGCUUGCAGGAAGAGUUGGACAGGGCUGACACGGAGCUGCGGGAGGAGGAAGAAAAGCAUCUUCAGUCUGAGCACUGCGUUCGUGACUUGAAGACUGCCUUGGAUGAUAAAGAAAGAGAAGCAAUAACUUCUUCCCCAAAACUGCAGGACCUCCUGUUGCCAUCUUCCGAGACUAAUACCACUCUAAAACAACUGGAAGAACACGUGCAACAGUAA
Messenger RNA from Pseudopipra pipra, 1024 nucleotides. Its product is annotated as ankyrin repeat domain-containing protein 7-like. NCBI's taxonomy places the organism in Eukaryota, Metazoa, Chordata, Aves, Passeriformes, Pipridae. The transcript has 6 exons. The record is from RefSeq and is a predicted model, not a curated record. Gene Ontology annotation, molecular function: protein binding. The coding region runs from base 140 to 1024 and encodes 294 amino acids.